Molecule: messenger RNA, 567 nt
Organism: Syngnathus typhle (broad-nosed pipefish)
Lineage: Eukaryota; Metazoa; Chordata; Actinopteri; Syngnathiformes; Syngnathidae
Product: galectin-8-like
Exons: 5
Molecular function (GO): carbohydrate binding
Source: RefSeq, a predicted model, not a curated record
AGAUUGGGGACCACUGGUCUAACCUGUCCACCUCAGGGGAUCCCAUAUACAGGAUCUAUUCCUGGAGGCCUGCACCCUGGAGAGAUCAUCAUCAUUCAGGGCACUGUACUAUCAAAUGCUGACAGGUUCCAGAUUGACCUAUCCUGUGGCGGCAGUACCAAGCCGCCUUCUGACGUGGCCUUGCACUUCAGCGCUCACUUCAAGGGCUCGCCCUGCGUGCGAUGCAACUCCCUGCUGCAGGAGAGCUGGGGCCAAGAGGAGACCCUGCAACCGCUGCCCUAUAAACGCGGGGCCCCAUUCAAAACCAUCAUCCUGGUGCACAAGGACACUUUCAAGGUAGCAGUAAACGGAGCUCACCUCCUGGAAUACAAACAUAGAAUCCCACUAAAUAGGAUCAACACAUUUUCUGUGUCUGGGAAGGUCCAAGAGCAGGCUAUAGGCUACAUCCUAAACUCUGCAAUAUACUCAGAGUCUAGUGACUUGGAGGAGCGGGAGUUGGUCUUUUUCCCCUUUUCUCCUGGAGAGUAUUUUGAGGUAAACUACACUGUUGUAUUUCUUGAAAAAUAA